UGUGUGCAACAUGGCGGAGCCUGCAGAUUUGGUUGAAAACGAAGCCGAGUUGUCUGGCUCUGAUGCUAGCAGUGAUAGCAACGAUGAAGAGCCUGAAGAAACAGAGGCCGACCGCGCAUUUGUCGUAGACGGUCCCGUCGAAGAGCCUGACGAAUCGAGCGAUUCGUCAGACGGCAGUGCGAGUUCGAACGAUAACGAAAAAGACGCCACAAGUGCUCCAAAGAAGAAGAGAAGACGAGAAGAUGAGGACCUCGAUGAGGAAGACCUGUCACUGGUCGAGGAAUUUCUUGGAAGGAAAAUAAAGCGGAAGAAGAAAUUUAGUCGUGUAAAGAUAGUUGCCUCAGAUGAAGAAGAUGAAGUGACAAGAACGAAUCAGAGUGAGACAGUCCACGAUAGAGAGACUAUUGCCAGUCAUCUAUUUGAUGAUGAAGGAUCUGACCAGGGUGAAGAGGCUGCUUCUCUGAACAAAACUGCUGGUUCUGGUGACACAUUUGGUGCUUUACCAUCAUCAUCAGAAGAGGAAGACGAUGUUGAUGAUUUUAUUGUGGAUGAAGAAGGUCGUCCAGUUAGGCAACGGAAGAAGAGAACACACAAGACUUACUCAUCAGCGCAAUUACAAGAAGCUCAGGACAUAUUUGGCGUUGAUUUAGCGCAGUUUGCUGAUGAUUUGGAGGAAGAAGGAGAUGAAGAUGAAGAGGAAGAGGAAGAGGAGGAUGAGGAAGAUGAAGAGUAUUCAAGUGAUGAGGAAGGGAGGCCACGUGUGGCUCAAAAGAAAGGAAAAAAGCGGAGACAGGGAGCAGCAAAUGUCUAUGAUCUCUUUGAGCCAAGUGAACUAGAAAGACGUCACUUUACAGAUCGUGAUGAUGAGAUCAGAGCUAAGGAUGUUCCGGAAAGAUUUCAGCUUCGUAGUCAUCCUGUUGAGCCGUCAGAUGAAGAGAACAAUGAGCUGAGGUUUGAAUCAGAAUGGAUUUACAGGCAUGCAUUUAGUGAACCACCCAUAUCUGAUCAACGUAAACCCGGUGAGAUCAGUUCCAUUUACGGUGGCAGUCUUUUCAAGUCACCCAGUACUAUACCAAAGAUUAGAGAUGCUCUGAACUUUAUGCGAAAUGAGUUGUGUGAGGUGCCAUUUAUUGCCAACUACAGAAAGGAGUAUGUGGAGCCAGAGUUGAGUGUUGAGGAUCUAUGGAAAAUAUGGCAGUGGGAUGAACGGUGGUGCAAGUUUCAAGUGAGGAAGAAAAACAUGAGCAGGCUGUUUUUAGCUGUGCAGCAAUAUCAACGAAACCUUAUGGCUAAUCCUGAUUAUCUCUUGCCUGAGGGACAACGCCUGCUGUCUGACAGAGAUUUAUACAGGAUUGACAAUGUACAGUCACUUGAAGAACUCAAAGAUGUUUAUGAGCAUUUCUCUCUUCAUUUUGGCAAUGAACUAGCAGAGAUGCGUAAAUCACAGAGUCAUGAUGACGGGUCUUCAUCUCAGUUGUCAAGGACAAAGAAUCUAAAAGUUUCUCACAAAGAUUUCUAUACUGUCUGUUGGCAGGCAGGGUUGUUAGGGAUGGCUGAGAAAUUUGGUUUAACUGCUGAACAGUUUGGAGAAAAUUUAAGAGACAAUUACCAGAGACAUGAAACAGAGCAAUAUCCGAAUGAACCAGAAGAUGUGGCUGAAGAUUACAUUUGCCAGAAAUUUUCAAACAUUGACAGUGUUGUGAAAGGAGUAGUCUACACAGUGGCUAUUCAGUUGUCCAGAGAGCCACUCAUUCGUCAGACUGUGAGACAAACGUACUCAGAGAGAGCCAAGGUGUCUGUCAAGCCAACGAAGAGGGGCAAGAAGGAAAUUGACGAAUGGCAUGAGUGUAGUUCAUUCAAAUAUUUGAAAAACAAGCCAGUCAAGACCUUGAGAGGGGAUCAGUUCUUAAGAAUGUCACAGGCAGAACAAGAUGGUUUAUUAAAGAUUUCUAUUAGCAUUGAUAUGGACUCUCAAUCCAGUUUGGUGUAUGGAACAUAUUUGGAUGAGAUCAAACAGCUUUUUUACCGGGAUGAAUUUAGUCUUUUGGUUGAAAAAUGGAAUGAUUUACGUGUUCAAGCAGUUGAAAUGGCCGUUGUCAAGUUUCUUUACCCAGUUAUGGAAAAAGAACUUAGACGGAAGUUGCUGCAAGAAGCACAAGAUUACAUAAUACAACAAUGUGCUAUGAAGCUACAGCAGUGGAUCUCUGUGGCUUCGUACCAACCUGAACAGCAACUUGAUGAGGAUGAGUUUGAUGGCAGUGGAACAAAGACACGUGGUCUUCGUGUUCUGACAUGUACAUUUGAAGAAGACAGAGAUACACCUGUGGUGUGUGCUGUGUUGAAUGGCAAUGGUCAAUUGAUGGAAUCUCUUCGGAUGUCUAACAUUCGGAUUCGGCCAAAUAGUUUGAGAAAAGAUGCAAAGAAACUACGAGAUGAUGACUUAGAGCAGUUACGAGAGUUCAUUUUGAAAAUGAGGCCUUAUGUUGUUGCUGUUGCUGCUCAGAACAGAGAUGCUUUGUUCUUGAUUGAUGACAUUAGACAAUGUUUAAUACAUUUGGAGCAGGAACAUCAACUACCAACCAUUUCGGUUGAGCUGGUGGAUGGUGAAGUAGCACGGAUAUAUCAGUCAUCUCAAAGGGCUAAGGAAGAGUUUCCAGAUCAAAGCUUAUUGCUAAGACAAGCUGUGUCACUGGGUCGUCGGCUUCAAGAUCCUCUACUUGAAUUUGCUGGACUGUGCAAUGAUGAUAAGGAACUUCUGUGUCUUAGACUCCAUCCUUUGCAGGGUUUGGUCUCUCAGGAACAUUUAAUUACUCAACUACAAAUGCGACUGAUUGAUCAAGUCAAUGAUGUUGGUGUAGAUGUGAAUAGGGCUUUGGAGUUUGUACACUAUGAACAAGUUGUACAGUUUGUCUGCGGUUUAGGCCCAAGAAAGGCAGCAGCAUUGCUGAGGACACUGAGGCAGAAGAGAUCUUUGUUGGAGAACAGAUCACAGCUGGUCACAAUAUGUGAAAUGGGACCACAUGUUCUUGUCAACUGUGCUGCAUUUGUCAAAAUUGAUUCGUUAGCGUUUUCUGAUAAUGCAUCUGAUUAUACGGAAGUGCUUGAUGGGUCUCGUAUCCAUCCAGAAGCAUACGAAUGGGCCAGAAAAAUGGCAAUUGAUGCUUUGGAAUAUGAUGAGAGUGCUGAAGAUGCUCCCCGAGAGUCAAUAGAGGAAAUUCUGGAGAGCCCAGACAAACUGAAAGAUCUUGAUUUGGAUGCAUUUGCUGAGGAACUUGCAAGACAGAAAUGUGGCAAUAGGCAAACUACUCUUUAUGACAUUCGUGAUGAACUGUUUGGUCUCUACCGUGAGCGUCGUAAACCAUACAGACCCCUCACACUGGAUGAACGAUUUCGUUUGAUGACUGGAGAAACAGGAGAAACUCUCCAAAUUGGCAAGCUGAUAGUGUGCACUGUGUCUGGUAUUGUGAGGAAGAAACUUACAGGGGAAGUGCUGGACAAUGCAAACUUGAUUGUCCGAAGUGAACGGACCAACUUGUAUCAAUGCCCUUUCUGUAUGGUUGAUGAAUUCCAGGAUUUGAGUGCAGUGUGGAGCCAUCUUGAUGAUCGCAGUUGUCCUGGUCAGGCCAUUGGGGUUAGAACGAGAUUAGACAAUGGCAUCACUGGAUUUAUUGCUCUAAAGAAUUUAAGUGAUCGUCCUGUUCGUAAUCCUGAAGAACGAGUGAAGGAGGGAAUGUCUGUUCACUGUCGAAUCCUUCGCCUAAAUAUGGAAAAGUUCCAAGUUGAUCUGACAUCACGAUCUCAAGAUUUGGCUGAUAAAGAUGGCAGUUUUGGCUCUCCCAAAGAUGCGUUCUUUGACAAUGAUGCUGCAAUGAAAGAUGCUGAUCAAGAAAAGAAGUUGAGGGAAAAGCCAAAGAGAACUUAUGUGAAACGGGUGAUUGCUCAUCCUGCCUUUCAAAAUGUAUCAUUUGAGCAAGCCAUUCAAUUGCUGGCUAACAUGGAUUUGGGCGAGUGUGUUAUUAGGCCAAGUUCAAAAGGUGACGAUCACUUGACUAUAACAUGGAAGGUUGAUGAAAAUCUCUAUCAACACAUCGAUGUAACUGAACUAGGGAAAGAGAAUGCUUUCAGCUUAGGAAGAACGUUACGAAUUGGAUCUGAAGAAUAUGAAGAUUUAGAUGAGAUCAUUGCUCGUCACAUUCAGCCCAUGGCUUCCUUGGCUCGUGACCUGUUUAAUCACAGAUAUUACCGAAAUGCAGAUGGUGGUAGCAAGACAACUCUUGAUAAACUUCUGUCAAUGGAAAAGAAACGUUGUCCCUCAAGGAUACCCUACUUUUUCAGUGCUUCACAGGAAUAUCCAGGGCGAUUCUUGAUUUCUUACAUGCCAAGGACUAAGUCAAGGCAUGAGUUUGUGUCUGUAACUCCUGAUGGCUAUCGGUUUCGAGGACAGGUGCAUAUGUCUGUUAACACAUUGAUUCAAUGGUUUAAAGAACAUUUCAGAGAUCCUCCCCCAGCAGUACUGGCUGCAAAUAGAGGUGCUACAACAGGAGGAAAUAGUAGUACUUUGUACAGUGCUGGAUACCAGAGUACAGGCCAGCCAUUUUCGAAUACGCCAAUUGGAGGAGGGUGGGUUGAUCGUCCUGCUUUCUCACAGUUCCUGAGGCACUAACGUCAAGUUCAUCUGUCAAACUUUGAGCUGCUACAGUUGUUAGAAAUCUUUGAUUAAAUAGUGGUGUUUGGGAUAACCAUUCUCAGUCUCUCUGUAUAUGUAUGUGCUAGGUCAAGACGCAGUUUAAAGGCUCUGUUAUUGCAUAUCUUGGUUGUACAUCACAGCAUCUUCCUGUUUUAA
Molecule: messenger RNA, 4843 nt
Organism: Corticium candelabrum
Lineage: Eukaryota; Metazoa; Porifera; Homoscleromorpha; Homosclerophorida; Plakinidae
Product: transcription elongation factor SPT6-like
Exons: 34
Coding region: 11-4663 (1550 amino acids)
Biological process (GO): transcription elongation by RNA polymerase II; transcription elongation-coupled chromatin remodeling; nucleosome organization
Cellular component (GO): transcription elongation factor complex
Molecular function (GO): DNA binding; histone binding; nucleosome binding
Source: RefSeq, a predicted model, not a curated record